Molecule: messenger RNA, 827 nt
Organism: Aspergillus versicolor CBS 583.65
Lineage: Eukaryota; Fungi; Ascomycota; Eurotiomycetes; Eurotiales; Aspergillaceae
Exons: 1
Coding region: 317-739 (140 amino acids)
Source: RefSeq, a predicted model, not a curated record
UGGCCUCUGUGUAAGUUGGCUGGAUGGAAACUACUUGUCAGACGUGUCAGGCAUGUGGUUGGCAUAUUGACAUUACUAGCAUCAUUGAUUACUGUAUUUAAACCAUCGGUAAGUCGGAUGCUCUUGACAUCUGCACAUAUCAUAUGCAAUCACGACGGUGGCCUCUGGGUUCAGCAUCCUAACACCGAAUGCCAUGCUGGGCUAUGGCUACCGAGUGGAGCACUUCUGGUAUAGCAUUGAAUAGUUCUCGCCUAAGGCUAUUAUCGUGGACAGUGGCUCGACAGAUGGGGGUCCCUACAAACUCGGCCUGAAUAAGAUGACAUAUAGUCGCGAGUCCUAUCUUCGUGAUCUCACGCCUAUUCUGCAGGCCUGCUUUUAUAAAAAGAUCCAGGUCCUAAGGGAAGGAGCAGUGAACCAUCAGCCCAUAAAACCAAGGUCUCCAUCGCACCUGCCUCGCAGGCCAGACAAUGGCAGUCUCACCCAGGAAAGAGCGAUUUCCCAGAGGGAAGGUGCGACCUAUCGUCCGCCCGCCCGCUCCAGGGCUCCAGCUCCAGUCUUCACCUUGCUCCAACAAGUAUCUCAACACGUCUAUAACUCGAAUUCCAGAUACUACCUUUUCAACCAGUUCUGCAGGCUGCUAGAUUUUCACCGACUCAUCUUCCUGUGCCAGUGUCCUGAGCAGCUGUUGAUCACAUGCUUCUCUGAACGCAAGGAGGAUUCUCCAUCACAUUUUAUAUAGCGCCAGGCGAUCAACACUGAACUCUAGGACUUCACUCUGAAACGUGCUGCGCAGCUUCUCGAACAAUUCGACUCUUGUUUUUGUUGGC